Molecule: messenger RNA, 925 nt
Organism: Ascochyta rabiei
Lineage: Eukaryota; Fungi; Ascomycota; Dothideomycetes; Pleosporales; Didymellaceae
Exons: 3
Coding region: 1-777 (258 amino acids)
Source: RefSeq, a predicted model, not a curated record
AUGUCGCUCUGGAUCCGCCUUUUCUUCAUUGCUUUCCUUUUCACACUCUUGUCGCAAGUAUCUGCACAAACUGGUUCGUCUGCGACAUUGGACACUCCGCCAAUCACGAGCAGCGCAACUGCCAGUGCGACUGCCACUGGAACCAGGACUCCAACGACUUCGGCACCAAAUGUCUCCAAAACCUCAACUGCACCGGACGUUCUUCUGCAGGUGCCCGAGCUGCACGUUGGCCGGAUCGAACUUGUCGUUGAAAAGUUACAAGCAGACCUGAACCUGAACGCCAAAGUUGCUGGCCUUGUUCAGAUCAAUGCCGGAGUUGCAGUUUCGGUCGAGAAGGUCAACAUCACCAUUGCCGACGUCGAUGUGAACCUUGAACUUAUAGUAAGACUGGGAAACUUGGUCAACAUUGUCGAACGUGUGUUCGAUUCCUUGGACCUAAACCCGCUGUUGCUCAGCUUGGUUGGUAACGUCACAAACUUGGUGGGAGAGGUCAUUGGCGCAGUGGACGGUUUGCUCGGUUCCAUCACUCAAGGCGGCAAAACCCUUAACUUCCUAGUCGACAACUUGGGUAAUAUCGUCCAAGAGGUUGUUGGAGGCGGCGGUGAUGCUCUCUCGCAAAUUGUUGGUAACUACAAAUUGAACAUGACGGAAGUCACAGGAACCGUGAAGCAAGUGGGUCAGGGCCUUACACAAAAGACCUUUUCGUACGAGCCCCUGAACGCGCUCAUCGACAUCGUGACAAACACAGCUGGUGAAUCAAAGGAUCUCCCUUUCUGAUAUUCAGUAGUCAUUAACGCAACGCACAGGACAAGUUGUACAGGCUACAGUCCAGAAGCCUUCUUCUAGCGGAGGUGCAACAUCCACACCAUCUGCGACAGCUACACCUGUAACACUGCCUAUCAGCUCAUCUACUGGAGCUGUCUAG